Molecule: messenger RNA, 2546 nt
Organism: Scatophagus argus
Lineage: Eukaryota; Metazoa; Chordata; Actinopteri; Scatophagidae
Gene: d2hgdh
Product: D-2-hydroxyglutarate dehydrogenase
Exons: 10
Coding region: 225-1823 (532 amino acids)
Cellular component (GO): mitochondrion
Molecular function (GO): catalytic activity; FAD binding
Source: RefSeq, a predicted model, not a curated record
CUUUUGGUUGGUCCGUUCUCAUCUCCACGACCUUUCAACCCUCGUCAACCUCAGCAGCUAGUUAGUUGUAAACACCGAAUAAGGGACGCAUUUAACUAACUUAACUGCCCUUGAACUUUGUGACAGAGAUGUGACACGAAUGGAGACACAUGAGCAGAAAGAUGCGGGUUGUUAAGUGAACGUACGAGCUUGUUUUGGUGACUCCACCUACCGUCUCUCCAAUCAUGGUGGGGAUUUUUCAAAGAACACUCAAGCUGAGGGCAGCUCUCAGACAUCUGAGCCUCCACAGCUCCUUCUCAUCUACAGCCAUAGCGAGACAUUCACCUGUAGACACCCCUUCACUGCAGUUUAGAGUCUGCCAUCGAAAGCUGCACACUGGAGAAGAGAUAUCCAAACUGUCCCCUUCCGCAGCACCGGACAGGCUGCCUUUCUCAAGAAUAACUCAGCAAGAUUUGGCCUUCUUCAGGAGGAUCCUACCAGACAGAGUCGUCACUGAUCCAGACCUACUGGAGUCAAGUAAUGUGGAUUGGCUCAAGUCAGUGAGAGGCUCCAGUGAAGUGUUGCUAAGACCUCAAACAACAGAGGAAGUUUCUCAAAUUCUCAGGUAUUGUAACAGUCGCAAUUUGGCAGUGAACCCUCAAGGAGGAAACACUGGGCUGGUUGGAGGUAGUGUGCCUGUUUAUGAUGAGAUCGUCCUCUCCACUGCCCUUAUGAACAACAUUCUUACCUUUGAUGGUAUCUCUGGCAUUCUGACCUGUCAGGCUGGUUGUGUCUUGGACAACUUGUCCCUUUACCUGGAGGAGAGAGACUAUAUUAUGCCACUUGAUCUGGGGGCAAAAGGCAGCUGCCACAUUGGGGGUAACGUAGCAACUAAUGCAGGUGGACUCCGGCUGCUGCGAUACGGCUCCUUGCAUGGGACUGUGCUGGGUUUGGAAGUGGUGUUGGCAGAUGGACGAGUGCUGGACUGCUUGACCACGCUGCGGAAAGAUAAUACAGGAUAUGACCUCAAACAGCUCUUCAUAGGGUCUGAGGGCACACUGGGGGUCAUCACUGCAGUGUCCAUCCUUUGUCCUCGCAAACCCAAAUCUGUUAAUGUGGUUUUUCUGGGUUGUGAGAACUUUGAGCAGCUGCUGAAGACGUUUCAACUCUGCAGAGGCAUGCUGGGAGAAAUUCUGUCAGCCUUCGAGUUUCUGGACAGUGAAUGCAUGAGGUUGCUGAAUACACACCUCAAACUACCCAAUCCCAUCUCCGAAUGUCCAUUCUACAUUGUUAUUGAAACCUCUGGAUCCAACCCCACACAUGAUGAAGAGAAACUCCACAAUUUCUUGGAGGAGGCCAUGACCUCAUCAUUGGUUACUGAUGGGACUGUGGCAACAGAAGCCUCAAAAAUAAAGGCUCUGUGGUCGAUGCGUGAACGCGUCACAGAGGCGCUGACUCACGAAGGCUUCACUUACAAGUAUGACAUCUCACUUCCGGUGGAGCGGAUCUAUCAGCUUGUGACAGACAUGAGGGAGCACCUUGGGGCCCGGGCCAAGAGUGUGGUGGGAUAUGGACACGUAGGAGAUGGAAACCUCCACCUGAACGUCACUUCUCCUGCCAAAGACCCCGCUCUCCUCGCUGCCAUUGAGCCCUUUGUCUAUGAGUGGACCGCCAGCUGUCAUGGCAGCAUCAGCGCAGAGCAUGGACUGGGCCUGAAGAAGAGGAACUACAUCUACUACAGUAAACCCAGCCAGGUUGUGGCUCUCAUGGCUAACAUUAAAGCCAUGCUGGACCCAAAUGGCAUACUCAAUCCAUACAAGACUUUACCAGAUGACCUGAAAUGACUGACUCAUUGCUGUAUCGAGUCUUGUUGCCACAUGUUUUUAUGGUAGGUCAUGCCCUUUCCUGUGAUACCUUUCUCACACAUUUAGUGCAGAGUUGCAGGUUUCGCAGCCAUUUCCCAGGCAAGCUGCAAACACUAGCAUGUCCCCAAAAGUGUAGUUUCACUGUCGUCUGCACAAAGCAGCAAAACUUUCAGAAUGAGAUCCACUUCAACAAGCUUGUUAUUGUAGCAAUCUCUUAUCAUCUACCUCUGCUGAUCCCUGACAAGGUAACAUGAGUCUGAUCCAGUCUGUAUUCCACAGAAUACCCAACAAGUUUGAAUGUCAAAUUAUGGCUAGGGGCGAGUGAGUGAAUGAUCUGUAGACGUUAGUGUGCCUCAGUUACCACUAGGGGGCAGAGAGAAAACGAGAGAGUGACUGCAGUAGUGUCUGGAUGUUCAGUAUAAGGUUGAGCAUUUUAAAAUUGUGUAAAUACUUAGAGUUACGAUCUGUCCAAGUGUUCUGUCUUUAAACGACAGCCCUUUUGACAAAGCAAAGUUAGUUAGUUUGGGCACCUCCCUAUUUUUUCCAGACAGGUUUUAAAAAAUGGGACCCUUUAAUUUGUAGAAAUACACUCCACUGCCAGGUUGUUAGGAUGUCAGUGUAAUGCAGCAAAUUCAAAAGCAAACUACUUCCUCCAAAAUGAAUGUAGUGCUGACUCGACGCAGCCCUACAUCAAUUUAAAUU